AUGGCGAAAGCAGACUACAGUAGGGACUACUAUGCCGACUUGGAGCUUCCUGCAUCGGCGGAUGUCAACGAGAUCAAGAAGCAGUUUCGAAAGCUUGCUUUAAAAUACCACCCGGACCGCAAUCCGGGCAAGGAGGCCGAAGUCAACGCCAAGUUCCAAACCAUCCAAGCCGCCCACGAGAUCUUGACCAGCCCCGAACAAAAGUCCAAGUACGACAGCCACCGCAGUCGAAAUACCUCCCGCUACCCAGCCGCCUCGGGCGUUCGGGGCAACCCGUGGCAGGAUGUCUCGUCCCAAUACCCCGUGCCACCCCGUAGGCCUGGCCAGGCCCCGACCUCGGCCGCGCGCAACACCCAUGCGUCGUCGUCGGGGCAAUCCUCCUCCUCAGCCUCGUCUUCACAUCGCUAUUCUAGCUUCAACGUCCCGCCGUCUGCAAAGACCAGCAAGGAAGACCUCGACUCAAGAUACAAUGCGUGGAAGAACAUGCGGCCAAAUGCAGCUAAGGGCCGCCCUGGCCAAAGUGCCAGCGCCGCAUAUGCUGCUGCCAAUUCCGGGUCGGCCGCCAACACGAGCAGAAAGGCAAACGCAAAUCCUGCCUCGUCUUCUAUGCCACCACCGCCUCCACCUCAUCCCCCCCAGCCCCAGACACCGAUGCCCGCACGCACGGCUUCGCAAAGGCAGAAGGCGAACGCUUCGUUUGGUACCAGUACCAGGCGACCCACGGGCUUCCACCCGCAGUCACAGAUGGGCGACGAACCGCCAGCUGCAAACACGAACAACUACUUUACCAAUCGGACACACACGAGCCGGGGAUACUUUUUCGGCGAGCAGCCAGAUCCGUCGUCAGGCACCGACCAUCCUACCCCCGAGCCGCGAAGAGCAUCCGCCUCGGCUGCACCAGAGCCAGCGAAGCCGGAGCCCCGGAACCUGUCCGACGAGUCUCUAUUUGACUCUCGCCAGAGCACACCAUAUCAAACCCACGGCGGCGAGAAGUUCAAUCCGUUUGACGGUGUACGUAUGACGGCGGAUCUGAACCGGACGAAGAGCUACCGCUCCGUCAACCCGCAGGCAGCAAGACCCGACUUUCGCCGCCGCAGCUCAAGUCUUCCCGACGAAUCAGACAAUGCCACCAAGGCUGCGGCCUCUGCGAAGAAGAGAGCAGCCGGCAGCGGAACAGGUGCGACGACAUCGGCGGCAGCUGCUGGUGUGGCGGCUGGGGUUGCGGCAGGGGUCGCAUAUGAGGCAGCAGCGGCCUCGCACUCGCCUUCUGCCAAUAGCGCCAAUACUGGUGUUCCUCGGUCGAGCGCCCGGUCACGGCCAGGCCCCACAUCAAAGGCAUCUCGUCCCGCGACGUCUUCACAGAUGCCCCAGUUCGAGGAGCAAUACCAGAGAAUGCAGGGGGACCAACAGCAGCAACAGCAGCAACAACAAGAACAACAGGAACAACGGUCCAAUCACUUUGCGUCGGUUAACAACAAUGCCGCACAAAACACUGGCAACCCACAGAACAUCAACACCCCGCAGAACGACAAAAGCAAACCUAUUUUGUAUGCCACCCCUCCUUUCUCCCAGGACCCCAAGCAAGCAUCUGGAGACCCGAGCAAGAACGACAGCAAAUCCUUCAACAGUGGCUACAUGGCAGGCUUGAACGCUUUUGAAGCAAAACAAUUCAACAUUAUUCAAGGCCUCGUCGACAACGUCGAGGUGUACAAGCCUUCGCCCCGAGACUCCAAGUCCGAGUCCAAGGCCGGCCAUGCGAACUCCAACCUUUCCCUCGACGACGACGUUUUCAGUGUGCCUAGUACACCGUCCGACCAAGAGCGGACCAAUCCGUUCACGCGCAGUAGUGUCGAAGAUAUCAAUACGCGCUUUGUCUCAGGCGAGAAGGCCAAUGCAGCCUGGGCAUUUAGCGCCGGAGGCAGCGAGGGCGAGUCUUACGGAGAUUUCCCGUCGCGGGUCCGCCGCUCGCAGUCCGGCAGCCGCCUUGGCCGGCGGUCGCCCGGAAAAGGUAACUCGAUUCCGAAGCCAGAUGGUAGCGCACCCCAACCGCCUCCCCCACCCCCACGGCCACAACAGGUCCCUACGUCACAGGACCCAAGCCCGGUGUCUUCCACCAUUGGCACGGCCGAUGGGGACUCUGGCAAGACGAACGAGGCCACCACUGGUACCAAAGGCAAUACGACAACGACGACCAACUACUUCAACGCCGGACGAUGGGCCGAGCAGAUUGGCUCGGAACACUUUGUACCAUGGACUGCACAGCAGCCGCCCAACCUGCCGCCGCGGCAGUCCACCCCCACUCAGCAACGGGCGCGUCCUAUCAAGAAGCCCAAACCGAUUCAGCGGUCCAACACGACUGCGCCUCGCGAAUACAUUGUCAUUCCUGACGACGACGACGAUGAAGAGGGCGGCGGGUCCACAGCGGAAAAUGACACAGGCCCUAAGACCCAGCAGCAGAGCCAACAGCAGCCUAUUGAAGUAGAGGCAGACGUCAGUGGCUUUGCCAGUCCGACCGCCAUGGACAUUGACUCUCCCCCGGCAACGGAAGAUACCUUUAAUGAGGCAGGUCCUGGGGAUCGGAGAUCGGGAGUCGCGUCGUCGGGGACCGAUACGGCUGGAGGUGCUCCUCUCUCGAGCCCUGACCCGCACAUGGAAGGCGCCCGGAAAAUUCCUGUGGAGCCUACACGUCCCGAAUGGAGGGCGGGGGAUGUGAACAAGCCUGGCACCGCUUCAACAGCUGCUGCUGCUGCUAAUGCCGCCGCAGCCAGUGCUGGCACAGCCUCCGCCCCGAGGCCAGUCCCGAACGCUGGCGCCGACUACGUUCGUGGCUCUGAAGAUUCUGAGGAGUUCCGCGCGACGUUGUCGGAUAUUCACAAAGUUGAGCCGUUUGCUGAAAAUGCGCCAGGCAUCCAGGGCUAUGCCGGGACGGGUCUCGGAUCCUUUGGCGACCUCCAAAGCAACUUGCCAUUUGAGAGCAAGGCGGCGUCGGCCGCGGUUCCGGUUCCUCCCUCCUCGAUGCAGGGCGGCGGCAGCAGCGCCGCACGCGUUGCUCGUAGCCGCAGCCGAUCUCGCAGAAACAUUACGUUCCCCAAAGCGCCCGUCGCACCGCACCCGCCGGCCGCCUUGGGCGUGCCCGGCCUGCAUCCGUCGGCCGCGGCGUGGGACAAAUACGUGACCGAAUUCCGCCACUACAUGCUUGAGUGGACCGCCUUCAAUAGCUUGUAUGUCGACCACUUCCAGGCGCGUCGCCACGACAUUGAGACGCGUGACGGCGAUUUCGGCUGGCUCGAUUCCGCAGACGGCGACAACGACGGCAUCAACCGCUACCUGGACUGGAUGGAGCAAGACGCAGAAGUGCGCGCGGUGUGGUCGGUGUCGUGCUCCAACCACGACAUGGACGUUCGCAAGUUCAUGGCCUACCGUGAACGGAUGCGGCUGGCAUGA
This is a messenger RNA of Sporothrix brasiliensis 5110, 3444 nucleotides long. RefSeq names its product heat shock protein DNAj. The record is from RefSeq and is a predicted model, not a curated record. The transcript is spliced from 5 exons. Bases 1 to 3444 code for a protein of 1147 amino acids. Lineage: Eukaryota; Fungi; Ascomycota; Sordariomycetes; Ophiostomatales; Ophiostomataceae. Gene Ontology annotation, cellular component: cytoplasm.